Molecule: messenger RNA, 1572 nt
Organism: Vigna umbellata (rice bean)
Lineage: Eukaryota; Viridiplantae; Streptophyta; Magnoliopsida; Fabales; Fabaceae
Product: pectin acetylesterase 8-like
Biological process (GO): cell wall organization
Cellular component (GO): plant-type cell wall
Molecular function (GO): pectin acetylesterase activity
Source: RefSeq, a predicted model, not a curated record
AAUGUUUUUCCUAGGAAAAUAAAAAGAAAACAAAAUAAUCUUUAUAUAAGAUUGUGUUCUUGCAAGUUUCAAGUGCAUCAACACCACACCUAUCUUCCUCUGAAGUCUUGUUGUUAGCUGAAGCAUUUUACAGGCCACCAUUUUCUUCGACUACCUUUCACUUACUAUUUAAGAAUGGAGACGAGUAAAAAGGGCCAAUGGUUAAGUGUUCUGAUAUGUGUGGUACUAUUACUAAAGGCAGAAGGGGUUCCUGUGGGAAUCACUUUUGUUGAAAAUGCAGUGGCAAAAGGAGCUGUUUGUUUGGAUGGGAGUCCACCAGCUUACCACUUCCAUAAGGGAUCUGGAGCAGGGAUUAACAACUGGAUUGUUCACUUUGAGGGAGGAGGAUGGUGCAACAACGUUACUUCUUGCCUUUCUCGUAGGGACACUCGAUUAGGCUCGUCUAAAAAAAUGGAUACCCAACUUUCCUUUUCUGGAUUUUUUAGUAACAGUAAAAAGUUCAAUCCAGAUUUCUACGAUUGGAACAGAAUCAAGGUUAGGUAUUGUGAUGGGUCAUCAUUUACUGGUGAUGUUGAAGCUGUUGAUCGAGCAACCAAUUUGCACUUAAGAGGAGCAAGGGUUUUUGCUGCUGUUGUUGAUGAUUUACUAGCAAAAGGAAUGAAAAAUGCUCAAAAUGCAAUUAUCUCUGGAUGUUCUGCUGGAGGGUUGGCUGCAAUUUUAAACUGUGAUCGAUUCAAAUCACUACUACCAGGAACGACUAAAGUGAAAUGCCUUGCAGAUGCUGGUUAUUUUAUCAAUGUAAAGGAUGUCUCUGGCGCACAGCGCAUUGAAGAGUUCUACAAUCAAGUUGUCCAAACACAUGGCUCAGCUAAGAAUUUGCCUGCAUCCUGCACUUCAAGACUCAGACCAGGGCUGUGCUUUUUCCCACAAAAUGUGGUAUCACAAAUCAGUACGCCAAUCUUCUUCGUAAAUGCAGCUUAUGAUUCAUGGCAGAUCAAAAACAUUUUGGCACCAGGUGCUGCAGAUCCCCAUGGCACCUGGCGUGAAUGCAAGCUUGAUAUAAAAAAAUGCUCAUCAAAUCAACUCAGUGUAAUGCAAGUAUUCAGGACUGAUUUCCUGAGGGCAUUUGGUGCUGUUGGGAACUCUCCAUCAAAAGGGCAUUUCAUAGAUGGUUGCUAUGCUCACUGCCAAACUGGAACACAAGAGACAUGGAUGAGAAAUGACUCUCCUGUGUUAGGCAGCACAACAAUUGCGAAGGCAGUUGGAGACUGGUAUUAUGAUCGAAAGCCAUUUAAGCAGAUAGAUUGUGCCUACCCUUGCAACCCCACUUGCCACAAUCGUAUUUUUGAUCAGAAUGAGCGUCCAGACGUAUAGAUUUCAAAUAAGUAGUAUGUGAAUUAUCACUACAAACUAUCAUAUAAUAGUUGUCGGUGAUUCUUCUCAAGAAGAUGUGUUUAAUGAUUUAGAAGCUUCCAAUGUAAGCGUAUGCACCCUGAUAAAAGGAUGGUAAAUGUCACCAUGCAACCACAAAAUUCUAUCAUUAUGGAGAGUGACUCUUUCAUCUUGCUUAAA